AUGCACCGUGUAUACACCGUUGCCGCCGCCCUUUUCCUUGUGUUUUCACCUUCAGCCGUCGAUGCCCUCCAAGUCACGCCCGGCUCCAAGUGCGCCAAAGCCUGCCUCAACUCAGGCAGCGACAAUCCGUGGAAGAAGUCCGACUCCAACACCAACAUCACCGACGUGACCUGCGCCGACUCCAGCUACCUCAACACAGAAAUAGGCCAGCACUACCAAAGAUGCCUCACUUGCUUACAGCGAAGCAACAGAGCGUGGGAUGGCGAGAGUGACCUCAAGUGGUUUGUCUACAACCUUCGAUACACACUCGACGCCUGCCUCUUUUCAAUACCGUCUCAGCCAAAGUAUGAGGGCAACAUCUCGUGCGCUACCAACAGCGGCUGCCGAGGACUCAAACCCUCGCUAUCCAACGAUAAGCUCGAGCCGGACCCCAGUCUGGCUUGGGACUACUGCGCAGCCGACGAUGGCAACUUCAUGGGCGACAACAUAUCCGUGUGCCGCGAUUGUCUGCGGAAUAGCAAUGAACAGGCCUACAUGGCCAACUUCAUCACAGCACUGGAAGCUGGUUGCCGCCAGACGCCCAACGACGGCGAUGUGCUUGGCCUUAGUGCCACCGUCUUCUCCAAGUCGACCGUCGACAUCAUCGAUCCGCAGCGCGUCACCAACCCAGAUGAGCCCUCAGGCAAGCUGCCAGCCCCUGCCAUUGCCGGCAUCGUCGUCGGCGUCGUGCUUGUCUGCAUGAUUGCCGUGUGCCUGCUCGUGGCACACUGCCGCCGCGAGCGCCGCUACGGAAGCUGGUCCGACCCAUACGAUUCGGACGAGCCGUAUCACCACAACCAACAACAACACAAUUUGCAGAGCCCGUACCGGUCCCCCAACACUUGGACCGCCGCGGGCGGCCCCAAGGGGACCACUGCGCCGCCAGCUCUCAUUGUGCGGCCUUACCACGGCGAAGAAGCGUACAUGGGGGCCCGCAGCCACAGCGAGAAGACAACGCCCGUCACCGGUCCUCGGUUCACAGCCGCCAGCCGGGGCCCUGGUGGCCCUGGAGGUCCAGGGGGCAUUGAGCUAGGUGGCGGACACCCCUACGAGGACGACACACAAGGUUAUCGGCCGCGCUCACAAAGCACCAUCGUCACGCCGGUCCCAACGUACGUCGACGGCGAGGAGAGCGAUGGCGCACGUCGCGGCCGCACGCCAUCGCCGCGCAGAGAGCAGCGGCAUGACCAGGAUGAGGAGGACUACUUCUCCCACCGGAGCGCAAGAGGCGGCGAGCGCAAGUCGCUGCAGCCGCCCCCGCCCAUCGCGACCUUCGGCCUGCCAGCCAACCCGCGACGGCGCUCGAACACGCCAGACUCCUUCGCCGAGCAGGCUUAUAUAGCCGCCGCCGAGGAGUCGGAGCGCAUCGCCGCGCGUCACGCUGCCCGCGCGUCUCAGCAGUUAUCCCCUGGAGCGGCCUUUACCGUCCCGGGCGCGAGCGCGGACGGCGCCGCCAAAAGGUUCCCUACGAUAUCGCCCAGCGCUAUCGCCGCCAAGCUGAAGCUGUCGAGCCUCUUCCGCUCCUCCUCGUCCCAGCAGCCCAUCAUGCACAUCUCGGCUCCCAUCCUGGAGACCAGCCCGCGAUACUCGAUCGCUCCCAGGGGUCCCGUCGUUGUAGGCCCCAGGAGGCAAAAGCGCGUCAUCUCGCGCCCGCGGCAGCAGGCGGUCUCCAGUGACGUGUACGGAUGA
Molecule: messenger RNA, 1728 nt
Organism: Cordyceps fumosorosea ARSEF 2679
Lineage: Eukaryota; Fungi; Ascomycota; Sordariomycetes; Hypocreales; Cordycipitaceae
Exons: 3
Coding region: 1-1728 (575 amino acids)
Source: RefSeq, a predicted model, not a curated record